UGCGAAAUUUGGAAAAGAGGUAAGUAUAGGCAUAUACCUAGUGUAAUGCAAUACAUUUUUAAUAAUGGCUUUGUUUUUAGAAAGAAACGACGACACAGAUAUUGGGUGAGUUAAUUUCUAUCUAGGCGAGAAAGUGAUGGCGCUACUCAAUUAAUGAAAGAACUUUUAGUGGAUAACAUAGGAUUAAAUGGAGAGUUACUCUCAUCGUUUCAGAAUUUUGUAAGAAUGUGUAGCACUGAUUUCGAGGAAUUAUUAAUGUUAAUUGGCAGUAAAAUUGCCAAACAAAAUACAAACUUUAGAGAUUCGAUUUCAAUUAAAGAUCGUUUGGCUGUAACAUUAAGAUACCUUGCUACUGGUGAUAGCUUCCAAAGUCUAAUGUAUCUAUCUAAAAUAUCAGUUACUGCAAUUUCACGAAUAGUACCAGAAGUAUGUGAAGCUUUAAAUGAGGUUCUUCAGAAUUAAAUAAAGGUAUUUGGCUACAGGAUCUUCAUUUCGAGCAAUGUCUUACAUAUUUAAAAGAGGUGAAACAACUAUUGGAAAAAUAGUUAAUGAAAGUUGUGAAGCCAUAUGGAAAGUCUUACAACCGAUUUAUAUGAAAAAACCAAGCACAAAUGAUUGGCUAAGUAUUUCACAAGAAUUUCUUCAAAGGUGGAAUUUACCUAACUGCGUAGGCGCAAUAGAUGGGAAACAUAUUCGGAUACAGAAACCUAUGAACUCAGAAUCAUCGUACUUUAACUAUAAAGAAUAUUUUUCCAUUCAUCUUAUGGCAUGUGCUGAUGCAAAUGGAUCAUUUACAACUGUCGACGUAGGGGAUUAUGGUCGGAAUAAUGAUUCAGGAGUAUUUAGAAAUUCAGGCUUAGGCCAAGCACUAUGUAAUAAAACAUUAAAUAUACCUGAGUCAGUGCCAUUGCCAGGUGAAGAGCAAUUCGGACAACCAUUUCCCUAUUAUUUUGCCGCAGACGAAGGUUUUCCUCUAUCAAUCAAUAUAAUGAGACCUUACAAUGGUAGAGCUUUGAACAAUAAUCGUCGAAUAUUUAAUUAUCGGCUAUCACGUGGACGAAAAAUAGUCGAGUGCGCCUUCAGCAUGCUUGUAUCCAAAUUUCGAGUAUUCGAAACGCCAAUCUCAUGUUCCGUUCAGAAAGUUGAUAAAAUCUUUAAGGCUGCUUGUGUUUUACACAAUUUCAUAAAAAACCGUGAUAAUAUUAUUUUAAAUCCGACUGAUGAUGCAACAAACAUUACCAAUAUCCCCAUAAUAAUAAACCAAAGAAGACCAAAUAACAAUUCAACAGAAUCUAGAGAAUACCUAUGUAAUUAUUUUCAGAAACCAUACGGCUUGGUACCAUGGCAAAAUAAAUAUACAGUAUAAUAUUUGUACAAUAAAAAAAUUAGUCCUACUUGUUUCAUUGAAUUUUUCGCCGAUUUUUGCGCAUAUGAGCUCUGUUGCUCUUGUAUUGCUGUACUCAGAGAGUUUGUAAUUAUAUAAGUGAGGAUUUUUCUCCACCUCACUGAUAAAUUCGAUAUUAAAAUCCACAUUGUCUUUCAUUAUGUCAAUUAUGGCAAACAUGUGGC
Messenger RNA from Acanthoscelides obtectus, 1569 nucleotides. The record is from the annotation of a GenBank genome assembly. Lineage: Eukaryota; Metazoa; Arthropoda; Insecta; Coleoptera; Chrysomelidae.